This is a messenger RNA of Anolis carolinensis (green anole), 2352 nucleotides long. Its product is annotated as cytochrome P450 2G1. The transcript has 9 exons. Gene Ontology annotation, molecular function: iron ion binding; arachidonate epoxygenase activity; oxidoreductase activity, acting on paired donors, with incorporation or reduction of molecular oxygen, reduced flavin or flavoprotein as one donor, and incorporation of one atom of oxygen. The coding region runs from base 30 to 1514 and encodes 494 amino acids. Gene Ontology annotation, cellular component: intracellular membrane-bounded organelle; cytoplasm. The record is from RefSeq and is a predicted model, not a curated record. NCBI's taxonomy places the organism in Eukaryota, Metazoa, Chordata, Lepidosauria, Squamata, Anolidae. Gene Ontology annotation, biological process: xenobiotic metabolic process; epoxygenase P450 pathway.
CCGUACUCUGACAAAAGAAAACUUUCACCAUGGAAUGGUCUGGGGCAGUCACUGCCCUCCUUGUUGUCUAUGUUUCAUGUCUUCUGCUCAUAUCAGCAAAGAGGAAACUUUCUCAGAAGGGGAGACUUCCUCCAGGACCUACUCCCCUGCCCCUGAUUGGGAAUUUCCUACAAAUCAAGUCAACCAAAACCUUACAAUCUCUUCUCAAGCUGCGUGAUGAAUAUGGCUCUGUUUUCACUGUCUAUUUUGGAACACGUCCAAUUCUGGUCUUAUGUGGGCAUCAAGCUGUGAAGGAGGCCCUGAUAGACAAGGCAGAAGAGUUCAGUGGAAGGUCUACUCUACCUACGCUCGAGCGGAACUUCCAGGGACAUGGUGUGGUCUUUGCCAAUGGAGAACGGUGGAAGCAAAUGCGCCGGUUCUCCCUCACUGUCUUGAGAAAUUUUGGAAUGGGGAAAAAAUCAAUUGAAGAGAGAAUCAAAGAGGAAGCCCAGUUCCUGCUGGAGGAAUUUCGGAAGAUGAAGGAAAAGCCUUUUGAGCCCACCUACUUCUUAAGCCGUGCAGUCUCCAACAUCAUUUGCUCCAUUGUUUUUGGAGACCGCUUUGACUAUGAGGACAAAGAAUUCCAGGCUCUCAUGGAGAUGAUGAACAACAGCUUCCGGGAGAUGAGCACAGGCUGGGCCCAGUUCUAUGACAUAUAUGUAGACUUCCUGAAGUACUUCCCAGGGCCUCAUACCAAGAUCUACAAUAUCUUAGAAGACAUGAGAGUCUUUAUUGCCAAGAGAGUGAAGAAAAAUCAGGAGACCUUUGACCCCAACUUCCCACGCGACUUUAUCGAUUGCUUCCUCAUCCAGAUGGAAAAGGAAAAAGGCAAUCCGACCACUGAGUUUAAUGUCAAGAACCUGGAGCUCAACACACUUAAUCUGUUCUUUGCUGGAACAGAGACGGUCAGCUCCACCUUGAGAUAUGGCUUCCUGCUUUUGAUGAAAUAUCCUGAGGUGCAAGCAAAAAUGCAUGAGGAAAUUGAUCGAGUGAUUGGCCAUAAUCGUGUCCCAAACAUUGAAGACCGAAGCCAAAUGCCAUAUACGGAUGCUGUCAUCCAUGAAGUACAGAGAUUCAGUGACCUCCUCCCUAUGGAUCUGGCCCACAGGGUUAUUCGUGACACUGAAUUCAGAGGAUACCUCCUCCCUAAGGGGAUGGAGGUCUACCCGCUGCUUACCACUGUCUUGCAUGACCCCACAAUGUUUAAAAGCCCCAACACGUUCAACCCAGAAAAUUUCUUGGAUGAGGAUGGACGCUUCAAGAAGAAUGAUGCCUUUGUGCCCUUUUCCUCAGGGAAACGGAUGUGUCUGGGUGAAGCAUUGGCCCGCAUGGAGCUUUUCCUCUUCUUCACUACCACCCUGCAGAGUUUCCAGCUGAAGUCCCUUGUUCUUCCAGAAGAUAUUGACCUCACUCCUCAGGAAAGUGGCUUUGCCAACAUCCCACCCUUCUACCAGCUCUCCAUCAUCCCACGCUGACCCCGAAGUCCGUUUCUGUCCCAGUCUUGGAGAAAGCUUAAUUCCCAGACGUCAAAGGGAAAAACUAUGCUGCUUAUUCAAUGUUUUGGCUCUUACACACAGGGUUGAGUUUUUCUGUAAGAAAAUUGCUUCCAUUUUCCACUCCUGGGUUAGUGUGUAUUGUGCUGGAGUGCUGUUGAAGCCCCAGCUGAAUUAUAAGGAUAUUGUUGACCCAUUUUAGCAUUCCCUAUCUUCUGGAGAAUCCCAGAAAUAUGAUGCCUUUCCCAUUUUAUGUAGAGCAGUGGUUCCCAACCUUUUUUUGACCAGGGCCCACUUGACCAGGACCACUUUGAUCAGGGUCCACUUUGACCAAGGACCACGUUGGAUAGGGACCACUCUCCAACAUUAGUACCAAAAGGGUUAUGAAAUAGUUUUUGGUCAACUUUAGAUUUGGUUUGGUUAUUUGGGGUGUUAAUUCAGAAAAUUGAAUUUGAUAGACCACAUCAGUUCUAGUUUCUGAUACAGAACAUAUGGCAUCCAGUAGUCACCAUCUGCUCGCCCACAGAAAAUGAUAUUUAAUAAUCUAGAGCUAAUGCAAUGGUCAGCUCUGCAGAAAGGAGUGGAAAUUAAUAAAAUAAAAUAAAUAAAGAGGAAGGUGGUUCGCGGACCGGAUUUUUGUUCUCACGGCCCACUGCUGGACCAUGGCCCACAAAUUGAGACUCAUAUACGUUUUAUAUGUUUUCAAUGUAUUCUGUUGUAUUCUAUUGGGUGUCUUGGGCUUGACCCCAUGUGAACUGUCCCAAGUCCCUUUGGAAAGAUGGGGCAGGAUACAAGAAUAAAGUUAUUAACCACUACUCUA